Tyto alba (common barn owl) is the source of this 4711-nucleotide messenger RNA. RefSeq names its product structural maintenance of chromosomes 4 (gene SMC4). The transcript has 24 exons. Gene Ontology annotation, molecular function: ATP hydrolysis activity; ATP binding; protein binding. Gene Ontology annotation, biological process: mitotic chromosome condensation. NCBI's taxonomy places the organism in Eukaryota, Metazoa, Chordata, Aves, Strigiformes, Tytonidae. The coding region runs from base 698 to 4612 and encodes 1304 amino acids. The record is from RefSeq and is a predicted model, not a curated record. Gene Ontology annotation, cellular component: chromosome.
CCCUCCCCGCCCAGGUGACACGGCCCGGUGGCGUCACCGCGCCGCCCGUUAAUUAAUACCGCUUUAAAACCGUCGCGUCCCCAUAAUUUUUAUUAUGUUUUUUGUUUUUUUUUUUUUUUAAAUAACAGCGCCCCUCCGCGCCGCCGCUCCCACCCCACCACCUCGCCGCUCGUUGCCGAGCAACCGAGCACCGCCCACUGACCUACUUCUAAAAUUAAAAUAAAUCCUUUCCACGCGGGGCAGGCGGGCACGGCCGUGGGGCCGCUGUCACCCGCAACCGCGCUUCUCUCUCCUCCCUCUCUCUAAAAAAAAAAAAAAAUCCCGCUCCCCCGCAGCGAGGCGAUUUAUUUUACUCAUUUAUAUUUUUUUUCAUCCCGCCCAGCCCGUCCGCGCAGUAACGGAAAACAAGAUGGCGCGGGAGCUUUUUUUUUUUUUCUGAUUUUUUUUUUUUUUUUUUCCCUCCUUUCAAACCCGCGGGAGGCCGGCCCCCUCCCUUCCCAGCAUGCCCCGCGUUUUUCUAACGAAUUUCGGUUCGAGUUCGCCGUUUGGGCGCCAUUUUCGAGUGUGGAAGCUGCCGAGCCGCGGCGGGAGCCGGGAGCCGCCCGCUUUACCGCAACCUGCCGCCUCGCUGGGGCCGGAGCACCGCGAAUCCUCGAAGCAAAGGAGAUAGAUCCCUUCAGUAGUUUGAUUGCUUGGAAUGGAACAGCCACCAGAGAUUAUGCCAAGCAAGAGCACCAAAACCUCUACAGCAGCCCAUCGGAAAGGCAGAGAGCCCUUAGAGGAGUCCACCAGUGACACAGAAUUGAAAAAUGAAGGCAACAGAGAGCUUGGCGAAGUACCUCCACAAGCAGCCUCAGAUGAGAUGCUUGAUAAUCAAAGUUUAGAAGAGAUUUUGGGUAGCAUCUCUCCUCCCCCACUUCCAGCAAUGACCAAUGAAGCUGGUGCUCCUCGUCUCAUGAUAACUCAUAUUGUAAACCAGAACUUCAAAUCCUAUGCAGGGAAGCAAACUUUGGGACCUUUUCAUAAGCGUUUUUCAUGUAUUAUUGGGCCAAAUGGCAGUGGAAAAUCCAAUGUUAUUGAUUCAAUGCUUUUUGUGUUUGGGUAUCGAGCACAAAAAAUUAGAUCCAAAAAACUCUCUGUUCUGAUCCAUAAUUCUGAUGGACAUGCGGAUAUCCAGAGUUGUUCUGUGGAAGUCCACUUCCAAAAGAUCAUUGACAAGGAAGGAGAUGAUUACGAAGUCGUUCCUAACAGCAGUUUUUAUGUAUCUAGAACUGCUUAUAGAGAUAAUUCUUCUGUCUACAACAUCAAUGGGAAGAAAAUGACAUUCAGAGAUGUUGGUAUUCUUCUCCGAAGCCAUGGAAUUGAUCUGGACCAUAACAGGUUCUUAAUUUUACAGGGGGAAGUUGAACAAAUCUCAAUGAUGAAACCGAAAGGCCAGACUGAACACGAUGAAGGCAUGCUUGAGUAUUUAGAAGACUUAAUAGGAUCUGCACGACUAAAAGAUCCUAUCAAAUCUCUGUGUCGCAGAGUAGAGCUUUUAAAUGAACUAAGAGGAGAAAAGUUAAAUAGAGUUAAAAUGGUGGAAAAAGAAAAGGAUGCCUUGGAACCGGACAAGAAUAAAGCCAUUGAAUUUCUUUGUUUGGAAAACAAAAUUUUUAAAGAAAAGAAUUAUAUAUCUCAAUACUAUAUCUAUGACCUAAAGAAACGAAUAAAUGAUAUUGAAAUGCAGAAAGAAAAAGUUAAUGAAGGAAAACAAGGUAUUAAUCAGAAGAGUAGAGAACUUGCAGAUGAAAUGAAAACCAAGAAUAAUGCUUUGAAAGAACUUGAAAAGAAACUGGAUAAAAUUACAAAGUUCAUAGAGGAAAAUAAAGAAAAAUUUACUCAGUUGGAUUUGCAGGAUGUUAAACUGAGGGAAAAACUAAAACAUGCCAAAAGCAAGGCGAAAAAACUGGGAAAGCAACUUGAAAAGGACAAAGAAAAGGUAGAAGAAUUGAAAAAGGUACCUUCCAGCAGUGAAACAGUUAUCAGCGAGGCCACAUCUAAGAAAGAGCUUCUUGAAAAGGCAAAAGAGAAAGAAGAAAAAAAACUCCAACAGGUUUUGAAUAGCCUUAAGGAAGAAACAAAAGAAAUUCAGGAAGAGAAAGAGGGCAGAGAGAAAGACCUUAUGGAGCUUAGUAAAGCAGUGAAUGAAGCACGUUCCAAGAUGGAUGUAGCCCAGUCAGAGCUUGAUAUCUAUCUCAUCAGUUACAACACCGCUGUGUCUCAGUUAAAUGAGGCAAAGGAGGCUCUGAGGACUUCUUCAGAAACCCUUAAGGAAAGGAAAGCUGCUAUCAAAGAUAUAGAUAAAAAACUCCCUCAAGCUGAACAGGAAUUGAAGAAGAAAGAGAAUGAGCUUGAGAAGCUGGAAAAAGAAGAAUCAGGUGCUAAGAAUCUUGUUCGAGAUCUGCGUCAAAAAGUAGAAGAAGCCAAAAGUUCUUUAGCACAAAGUCUCAGCCGAGGCAGAGUGCUUGAGGCUCUGCUUCAGCAGAAGAAAUCUGGAAAUAUUCGUGGGCUAUAUGGAAGACUGGGAGACUUGGGAGCUAUCGAUGAGAAGUAUGAUGUUGCUAUUUCAUCCUCUUGCGGUGCCUUAGACAACAUUGUUGUUGAUACAAUUGAUACUGCACAGGCAUGUGUGAAUUUCUUAAAGGCAAAAGGAAUUGGAGUUGCUACAUUUAUAGCCUUGGACAAAAUGACUGUAUGGGAAAAAAAAAUGCAAAAAAUCCCAACUCCUGAAAAUAUUCCUCGGUUGUUUGAUCUGGUGAGAGUGGGAGACGAGAAGAUUCGCCUGGCCUUUUACUUUGCAUUACGUGAUACUCUAGUAGCUGAUAACUUGGAAGAAGCUAUCAGAGUAGCAUUCCAAAAGGAUAAAAGGUGGAGGGUGGUGACACUGCAAGGACAAAUCAUUGAACAGUCAGGAACAAUGACCGGUGGUGGGGGUAAAAUAAUGAAGGGCAGAAUUGGAUCCGCAGUCGUAAUGGAUGUUUCAGAAGAAGAGGUCAAUAAAAUGGAAUCUCAGCUACAGAAGGACUCUAAAAGAGCAGCGCAGUAUGAAGAAGAGAAAUUACGACUUGGAGAAGCCAUAAGAAAACUGCACCACGACGUUCGGGAAAUGAGGAAUACUUUAGAGAAAUAUACAGCGAGCAUCCAGAGUUUAUCUGAACAAGAAGCUCAUCUAAAAACCCGAGUUAAGGAACUUGAAGCUAAUGUAAUUGCUGCUGCUCCGGACAAAAACAAACAGAAGGAGUUGGAAAAAAACCUCAAUACUUACAAAAAAGAUUAUGACUGUGUUGCUGAGAGAGCUGGGAAAAUAGAAAAUGAAGUGAAACGAUUACAUAACCUCAUAAUUGACAUCAAUAAUCACAAACUCAAAGCUCAACAAGAGAAACUUAAUCAGAUCAGCAAAGAAAUAGAUCAGUGUGCUUCAACUGUUACUAAAGCGCAAGUGGUGAUCAAGACAGCGGAGAGAAACCUGAAAAAAUCUGAAGAGUCUGUUCUUCGCACGGAGAAGGAAAUUAAAAAUAAUGAGAAAGAAAUUAAAGACUUAACAGAAGAGCUGACUACACUAGAAGACAAAGCUACUGAGGUUAUAAAUGACUGCAAGCAAGCUGAAGAAGCGUUGCCCAUGGUUCAGGAGGAGCAUCAAUGUUUAUUCCAGGAGAUGAAAACUCUUCAGGAGGCUGAACACGCACUUCAAAAGGAAGCUCUUAAUAUUAAGCUGAAAAUUGAACAAUUUGAUAGUCAUAUUUCUACACACCAGUCCAAGAUUAAAUACUGGCAAAAAGAGAUAUCGAAAUUAUCACUGAACACCAUAGAAGGUGAACCUCCUGAAGAACUUCCAGUACUAAGCCAAGAAGAGCUCGAGGCUAUCAAGGAUCCUGACAUUAUCACUAAACAGAUAGCUCUCCUGGAAGCCCAGUGCCACGAAAUGAAACCCAACCUUGGUGCUAUUGCAGAAUAUAAGAAGAAGGAAGAGGUGUACUUGAAACGUGUGGCUGAAUUGGAUGACAUUACCAAUGAGAGAGACCGCUUCAGACAAGCUUUUGAAGAUCUUAGGAAACAAAGGCUAAAUGAGUUUAUGGCGGGAUUUAAUGUAAUAACAAAUAAACUGAAGGAAAACUACCAGAUGCUCACUUUGGGAGGGGAUGCCGAGCUGGAACUUGUGGACAGUCUGGAUCCUUUCUCGGAGGGAAUCAUGUUUAGUGUUCGGCCUCCGAGGAAAAGCUGGAAGAAGAUCUACAACUUAUCAGGAGGAGAGAAGACUCUCAGUUCGCUGGCUCUCAUUUUUGCUCUUCAUCAUUACAAGCCAACGCCACUUUAUUUUAUGGAUGAGAUCGAUGCAGCACUUGACUUCAAAAAUGUAUCAAUUGUAGCAUAUUACAUAUAUGAACAAACAAAAAACGCGCAAUUUAUCAUCAUCUCCCUGCGAAACAACAUGUUUGAGAUCGCGGACAGAUUAAUUGGAGUUUAUAAGACUCACAAUAUCACCAAAAGUGUGGCAACCAACCCCAAAAUCAUUGCGUCUAAAGGACUGACUGAACUCGGCGCGCUCGGGUGUAGUACAGCUGAGAAAUAGAGCGGAAGAAACUUCCCUUCUCAUUGCUGCUGGUUUAUGUGAGAUCUUUUUUCGUUUAGUUUGGUAUUUGAGCUCAUUAAUAAAGCUGGCUUUCAUAAA